Molecule: messenger RNA, 690 nt
Organism: Prosopis cineraria
Lineage: Eukaryota; Viridiplantae; Streptophyta; Magnoliopsida; Fabales; Fabaceae
Product: protein RALF-like 32
Exons: 1
Coding region: 121-504 (127 amino acids)
Source: RefSeq, a predicted model, not a curated record
GCUCCCUCCAUUAACAGGCCUUUCUAAAAGUUCGCUGGACCUAUCAAAUCGUCUCUAUAUAGUGCUUUCCCUGUGACUCUGAGGACAAUUACACAAUUCAGAGAGAGAUAGAGAGAGAAAAUGGAAUCGAAGGCUAGGAUUAGGGUUUCGAGAUCUACCUCCUCCUUCUUCUGCUUCUACUUUCUGAUCUUGUUCGUCGGAUUCAUGUCUUGUUUGUGUUUGAAAAGCGAUGCUGCUGCUGCUGCAUCAUUCAGUUGCAAGAAUCGGACUAUUGCAGAGUGCAAUGAAGAGGACGAGAUGACGAUGAUGGAAUCGGAGAUCAGCCGGAGGUUAAUGGCGGAGCAAAGGAAGUAUAUAUCUCCGGGAGCUCUCCGGAGAGACAAACCGGUCUGUAACGGCGGAGGUGGCGAGGCUUACAGCAAAUCUGGAGGUUGUCUUCCUCCUCCUUCAAAUCCUCAUACCAGAGGCUGUUCGAAGUAUUACCGUUGCAGAUCUGACUCUUGAGAUCUCACAGAAACUGGUUUAUGUCUCAAUUUGAUCCGAUUCUGAUCCUUUUUUUUUUUUUGGCUUUUAAAAGUUGACUUAUUUAGUUGAAUGUCUUUUUAAUUUCGUUGAGGUUGGAGAAGGUACGCGUCUUUUUCAAUUUUAUUUCCAGUAUAUAGGCGUUAAUCUAACGUCAGAUUUUUAUUA